UCUGCCGCAGAACGGAUGUAGAGGCGGAUGUGCACAUCCGCAAAAAAGUGUACAAUUUUGGGAUUUUCCAAGGGCCAGAAUCAUGAGCAAGAAAAGCAAUGUUUGGCAGUUCUUCUACAAGGCAUCCGACACAGUGGCCACUUGCUGCCUAUGCAACAGGAACUACUCGCGGAAGGGACGCGGCACCACCUGCCUAAGGAACCAUCUGAAGAGUAAACACCCAAGCGAGUUUCUAACUCUUUCCGAGGACAUUAAGUACAUGGAUCUGGUAAAGAGGGAGAUAUCCAGUAGCUCUCCCCAGCAUCCCACGGCACAAUUGGAAUUAAAUUUGCACGAAACGGAUCCAGAUCCUUUAGACACCGAAGACGUUUCCUGCAGUGCCCGCUGUGAUGAGAAAUUAGCUCUAAUGCUACUUAACCUUUCCUUCAAAUUCAUUGAAGAACCGGGGUUCGUGAACUUUGUAAGAGUCCUGCAGCCGAGAUAUGUGAUCCAAUCAAGAAACUACUAUGAGAAUCUACUUUGUAAGGAUAUACACAGAAAAAUGCAAGCGCAUCUUAAGGAGCAGAUUGAUCUUUUGGAUGCCAUAUCGUUGUCCACAAGUUAUUGGAGGUGCGACAGUGGUGAAGGACUGCUGACUUUGACUUGUUCUGGAAUUUCAAGAGAUUUUCAAAGCCACCGACUAAUGCUAAAAUGCGAGGCUGUAAACUAUGGAAGCUCUUCAAAAUUGGCGUGCUGUAUUCGGGAUCUAAUACCCAGCUUGCCAUUAGAGGUUCCCAAAGAAAAGAUUCAUUGCGUGAUUAGGGACGAAACAACGGCUGUGUCAGGCUCCCUUCCCGAUUGCAGUGUGCAUCGUUUGCAGAUGUGCGUAAGAUUUUCGUUGCAGUCGAACGAAUUGCUCCAGAACCUGUCUUCAAAGUGCAAGCAAAUAGUUGAUCAUUUCGCUUCUUCUAAGAUGGGCCAUGAUCAUCUUAAAUUCAUUCAAGAAAUCCGCCUAACAAGAGACGCUUGCAAACUCCAGUCUUAUGAUCCAUUACAAUGGAAUUCGACCUUCCAGAUGAUGGCCAGCGUGUUCAGGAUGAAAGAUGCUAUCUCUCUAUACUGCGAAGAAUAUAAUUUGGUCCAAAUAUACCCUGAUGAAUGGAUAGACAUUGAUUUGUGCAGCAAAGUUAUGCAGCCUUGUGAAGAAAUCAUUAAGAUUUGGAGCAAUCCCUCCACCACCACGUCAUCGGUAAUUCCACUGGUGGCCGCUUUGCGGGAUUCUCUUAGAACUGAUGUUCACAACUAUGUUUCCUCUGUGACUAUUUGCAGUUUUGCCAGAAAGCUGCUUGAAGAACUGGAAAUGAAGUUUUCCCACGUCACUAGUGAUAUCAGAUUUUUAAUGGCCACCUAUUUAGAUCCAAGGUAUAAGCAAGCGUUCUUUUCCGAGCGGGAGGAGCAGUUGGUGGCCAAUGAGGUUUUGCUGCUGCUUACCCGAGUACAUGAAGACAGCAACGGCCAACCGCCUUUAAAAGUAAACAAAGUUUCAUCUUCCUCCUUCCAUAAGAAUGAAUCAAAAAUUGAUAGCAUUCUGGAUAAUAUGUUAACAACUUUGUCAACUAAUACUCAACAGACGACAACAUCAUUUGGGUCCCAGUCACAGAUUAAGAAUCUAUUAUAUCUAUACAACUCCGAGCCUAGGAUCGAUAGAAAUAUGGACCCCUUGAUGUGGUGGAAGGCAAACAUAAAGUAUAGUUCCAUGUAUUCUAUCGUUAGGAGAUUUUUGUCGGCUCCAGCGGCAAGCGUGGCUAGCGAAAGCCUGUUUAAAGAAUCUCCACACUUGUUUUGUGAUAUACGAGCUGGAUUGUGCGCCGAAAAUGCAUCCAAAAUAUUCUUGAUAAAGUCUAACUUUAGAAAUUCGUAUAGCAAGGAGUAGUUUAU
This is a messenger RNA of Drosophila ficusphila, 1917 nucleotides long. Its product is annotated as E3 SUMO-protein ligase ZBED1. The coding region runs from base 83 to 1912 and encodes 609 amino acids. Gene Ontology annotation, molecular function: DNA binding; protein dimerization activity. The transcript has 3 exons. The record is from RefSeq and is a predicted model, not a curated record. Lineage: Eukaryota; Metazoa; Arthropoda; Insecta; Diptera; Drosophilidae.